Molecule: messenger RNA, 1491 nt
Organism: Colletotrichum navitas
Lineage: Eukaryota; Fungi; Ascomycota; Sordariomycetes; Glomerellales; Glomerellaceae
Product: heterokaryon incompatibility protein
Exons: 4
Coding region: 1-1491 (496 amino acids)
Source: RefSeq, a predicted model, not a curated record
AUGACCACUGCCAAUCUGCCUGAAUUCAGACAAGAAGGCCAGCUGCGCGUUGCCGGUCUAUCAAACUCCAUUACCGACGCAACCACGCUCACUGAAGAGAUGGGUGUACCCUAUCUGUGGGUUGACGCGAUGUGUAUCAUUCAGGAGGCUGACGGAAGAGCCGACAAGGCAAGGCAGAUUCCUGUCAUGGACGCGGUUUACGGACUAGCAGAGCUCACCAUCGUCCAGGCCAGUGGUCAGAAUAGCAAAUGCCAUCUGAUGGGUUUCGGGGACAACUCGACGCCACCAAAACAGAUUCAAGGUGAAAUAAUGCCGGGCCUACGGGUUGCUGUUCAGAUGACGGGUUUCGACGACAAGCAGAAGCCAGGCGACACCCCUCAACCGGUUAAGUCUUCGAGCUUGAUGCCGCAGUUUGGCUCCCAGAUGCUGCCUGUCGAGGCAUCUGAGCUCCAGGAGAUCUACAACAAGCUGCAAAGUCUUGAAUCCAUCGACCACCUCGGCCGUAAUGACCACAUCUCAAGGUACGAGUCGACUGUUCAGGAAUACACGAGUCGGGAGAUGACAUAUUGGGGCGACAAGCUGAACGCCUUCGCUGGGCUUGGGGCCAUUUACGAAAGGCAGAUGGACACCAAACUGGUGUUUGGGCUGCCGACAAAUCAGCUCGAUAUGGCGCUGUUGUGGUCCACGACGGACGGUCCAUCGCUAGAGAGGUUACCCGAUUUCCCCAGCUGGUCGUGGACAGGAUGGAAGGGCGCCGUGCAUUACUCCACCAGUAAUCCUGAGGCGCUGUCGCCGACGUGCCGCUUCUGGAUAGUAGACAGGGACCUCCGUGCUACUGGUGAUGGGAUGAUCCUGUCGAAGCGUCUUGUUCAGACGUGGGAGGCCGACGACUACGUCCCACACGAACGCCAGGUCCGGGUCCGUCUUAUCGACCCUGGCAAUAGAACACUUUACCCCAAAGUAGGUGUCAGCGGGUCCUUGGAUCGCUCCCAUACUCACCAUCUGGAUCCCAAAAUGGCCUUCAGCAAAUGUCUUGGUUUCGAAACCGUUCACUCCCAACGCCUCUCAGACUUCAGUAACAAGGACGGUCGCAAACUGGUGCUCAAUCUAACUGGGAAGGUUGUGGGAGGAAUAGCUCUGGAUGAGCCAUUGGGAGCUGCUGCUUUGACCGCAGAUAUGGAGCCUGCCAGGCUCAACCUAUGCACAAGUGGCCAGCUGGACAGAGGGGAGGAAUACUGGGCUGAUGCCAAUUGUUCCGACAAAUACUUCCCGGAAUUUCUCUUUUCCACCCCUGGUUUGGGUGGCAACAAGAUGAUUGAAGCUAAGACCUCUCUAGCUAGAACAUCAGAAUCUCAUAUGAAAUGGUGUCGUGUUCUUCUUGUAGAGAAGAGGGCUGAUGGCAGUAUGAAGCGAAAGGGAGUAGGCGACAUGGUCGCGGCGGCGCUGUAUGACGUGGAGCAAAAGAUGUGCUUUCUUUCGUGCUUUCUUUAA